AUGACUCUCAAAAUAGCGGUUCUAGACGACUACCAGGGCGUGGCAGAGCGGCAUUUUGGAACUCUGGGUGACGAAUUUGAAAUCAUCUAUUUCAAGGAUACCCUGCUACCAUACAAUCAUCCCGCGACCCCGCAGAGCGUCCGGGAUGAGCUGGUGCAGCGCCUGGAGCCAUUUCAAAUCAUCAGCACUACUCGAGAACGGACCCCGUUUCCCGCAGAGCUAGUCAGUCGCCUGCCGGAGCUGAAGCUUCUCCUCACCAACGGCACGCGCAAUCUAGCUCUGGACCUCAGUGCGUUCAAAGAGAGGGGCAUCGCCGUGGGCACCGUCCUGGGCGUGCGGCCCGUCGACUUUGCACCCGUGGUGGACCCGACCCCAGAGCACAUCCUGACCCUCAUCCUCGCCCUCUCCAAGAACAUCGCCGCUGACGAUGCCACGGUCAAGGCCGGCGGCUGGCAGACCGGCUUCAGCACGAGCCUGUCGGGCAAGACUCUCGGCCUGGUAGGCCUGGGCCGUCUCGGCGCCGUCACGGCCAAGAUGCUGCACGCCGCCCUCGGCAUGCAGGUCAUUGCCUGGAGCCCGAAUCUGACUCAGGACAAGGCCGACGAGCAGGCCCGAGCGGCAGGCUUCGCUGCCACGCAGGCCGACGGGCGCCCGACCUUUGCGAGCGUGUCGCGGGAGCAUCUCUUCAGCAGGGCCGACGUCGUCAGCGUGCAUCUCGUGCUGUCGGACCGCUCCAGGGGCCUCGUCGUGGCGGACGACCUGCGCAGGAUGAAGCCCGAGUCAUUCUUCGUCAACACGUCGCGCGGCCCGCUCGUCGUGGAGAGGGACCUGCUCGACACGCUCCAGAAGGGACGAAUCCGCGGCGCCGCCCUCGACGUGUUUGACAUUGAGCCCUUGCCCACAGACAGCGAGUGGCGGACGACCGCUUGGGGCAGGGAUGGGCGCAGCCAGGUCCUCUUGACGCCGCACACGGGAUAUGUAGACCACGCGGUGAUCCACGGCUGGUAUAAACUGCAGGCUGAAGAGGUCUUGCGUUGGAAGAAUGGCGAGGAGCUCAGCAUGCGUCUCGUAUAA
Molecule: messenger RNA, 1074 nt
Organism: Akanthomyces muscarius
Lineage: Eukaryota; Fungi; Ascomycota; Sordariomycetes; Hypocreales; Cordycipitaceae
Exons: 2
Coding region: 1-1074 (357 amino acids)
Molecular function (GO): oxidoreductase activity, acting on the CH-OH group of donors, NAD or NADP as acceptor; NAD binding
Source: RefSeq, a predicted model, not a curated record